AUGGCGGCGCCGGGCGCUGCUCCUGAGGCGGCGGCCGCUUCUUCCUCCUUCCUGGGCUUCAGCGUCAGUUCGCGGGACCCCAGCCGGCUCCCCUCGCGGCGGGUGGGCGGCCGGGGCGCCCGGAACCGCAAGAAGGGCUGGAAGCGCUGGCGGGGCCCCGAGGCCGAGCUGGGCCGGGAGCUCGGGGACUGGCUGGAAGAGCGGGCCUCGGAGCUGCGGCACUUGGGAGGACCGGUGUCGGAAAAGCCAAACGAAAGCCUCUUCUUCGUAGAUACCAGCACCAAACAGCAAGGUCAGAAAGAGAAACCAGCCAAAGAGAAGCCUCUGAAGAUUGACUUGAUCCUACAGCCAGAUUCCAAGGUCCCUCCACCCAAAAACAUCCUUUCGUAUCAGGUCCCCAAUGGCCGGAAGUUGAAACGGAAGCAGCGACUCUGGGAGAAGCUGUCAGAAAAGGGGGUGGUGCCCCGAAAAGAACGGCUCCUUCAGCAGAGGUUACAAAACCCACCAAAAGCCAAAAUAGUUGGAGCAGACAGUGGGACCGAUCCCUCUCGGGAGUUCUACGACAUUUGGGCAGAUUCAAACCCGUUUGAUCAAGCUCUAGCUGGGCAGGACGCCUUUUUCCUGGAGCAGACCAAGAAGCAGCCUGUGCAGCGUCCGGACAGGCUGAAGAAGACCCCAUCCGAGCUGCCAGCCAUGGAGAUCAUCUCCCCGGGUGGAUCUUACAAUCCCAGCUUCCAGUCUCACCAGGCAUUGCUCCUCCAGGCCUUCGAAGCGGAGCUGGUGAGGCAGAAGGCAGCAGAGAGGCUGCAGCGCCAGUUGAAUUUCCCCACCGCCGCGGAGGCCCCCACCCAGGAGUCGGUGUUUCAGGAGCAAUGCGAGGGCCUCAUGGAAGAGGAAUCGGAGGGCGAGGAAGGGCAGGACAGGCCCCAGAAGGAGGAGGACCCGCAGGCAGCCCCCCACCAGGCAGUCUCCCCAGAAGGCAGCAUCCUGAAGGACCGCUUCAAGAGCUUGCAGAAACGCAACAUUAUCGAACCCCGGGAACGGGCCAAGUUCAAAAGGAAAUACCGGCUAAAAUACGUUGAAAAGCGAGCUUUCCGAGAGAUCGUGUAAGUAGCGGCC
Molecule: messenger RNA, 1119 nt
Organism: Protobothrops mucrosquamatus (brown spotted pit viper)
Lineage: Eukaryota; Metazoa; Chordata; Lepidosauria; Squamata; Viperidae
Gene: NOP53
Product: NOP53 ribosome biogenesis factor
Exons: 10
Coding region: 1-1110 (369 amino acids)
Biological process (GO): ribosomal large subunit assembly; rRNA processing
Cellular component (GO): nucleolus
Molecular function (GO): 5S rRNA binding
Source: RefSeq, a predicted model, not a curated record